AGAUCAUAAAGGCUUCAGCAGCUCCACCGCCUGCAUUGCAGUGCUCAUCAGACUCCAGUCAGCUCCAGCCGAGAGAUAAACACACAGACGAGCCGGAAAAACAGCGCAGUCAUGCUGCUCCUAACUCUACUUUUCGUUGGUGCAGCUGUUGCGACCCCUCUGCUGGGCACUGAGCAGUGUGCCCGUGGGCCCCCCUACUGGUGUCAGAAUGUAAAGACGGCCUCUCAGUGUGGAGCUGUGACCCACUGCCAGCAGAACGUCUGGAACAAGCCCCAGAUGAAAACCGUGCCAUGUGACCUGUGUAAAGAGGUGUUGAUCGUGGUGGAGCAGUUUCUGAAGGACAAUGCCACUGAGUCUGAAGUUCUUGGGUACCUGGAGAAGGUCUGCCAGCUCAUCCCUGAAAAACCUCUGAGCGACGAAUGCAAGCAGAUGGUGGACGAGUACUACCCGGUCCUCAUGGCAAUCAUUAAGGGAGAACUGGAGGAUCCUUCUGUGGUUUGUGCAGCCAUUGGGCUGUGUGAAUCUCAGCAGGCAGCCCUGGCUAAGGUUCAUGCGAAGGAGCAGCUCAUAUCCAACGAAAUCCCCCAGGUGGACCUCAGCCAGAAAGUGUCCCCCUUCCUUCUCAAUGUGCCCCAGCUCCUCUAUCCUCAGGAGAGCCCCAAGCAGGAGGCCCCCAAACAAGAGACUCCAAAGCAGGAUAAUGAUGUGUGCCAGGACUGCAUCAAAUUCGUGACUGACGCUCAAGCGGAGGCCAAGCAGAACUCCUCAUAUCUCGACUCUUUUAUUCAAAAUAUUGAGAACCAGUGUGACCUGCUGGGACCAAGUUUGGCUGAAAUGUGCAAGCAGUAUGUCAGCCAGUAUGGUGGUGUUGUUGUUCAGAUGAUCAUGUCCAUGGAUCCCAAGGAUCUGUGUGUCCAUGCUGGUUUCUGUACUGCUAUGAAGAAGUCCUUUCCCAUGCUGAAGCUGCAGGCUGCCAAGACUCUACCUGCUGCCAAGACCCUACCUGCUGCCAAGACCCUACCUGCUGCCAAGACUCUACCUGCUGCCAAGACUCUACCUGCUCUGAAGCUUUUCCCUGCCACCAAGGUCGAGGCUGCCACUGACAAGUCUGCUAAGCCCAUGGUGCGUGUCCGUGAAUCCCCACAGUGCGCCAUUUGUGAGUUUGUGAUGAAGCAGUUGGAGACUAUGCUGGAGGAUCAGAAAACCGAGGAGGAGGUGAUUCAAGCUGUGGAGAAGGUGUGCACAUAUCUGCCGUCUUCUCUGACCGCCCAGUGUAAGGACCUGGUUGAAACCUACGGCCAGGCCAUCAUUGAGCUGCUGGUGCAGCAGGCCGACCCCAAGACCGUCUGCGCAGUGCUGGCACUCUGCAAUGAUGCCAGCCGUGCAUUUGUCCCUGCUCUUGACCAGACUCGCUUCAAGGCUGGGGGCUACUGCAAGGUUUGCAAGAUGGCCGUCGGUUACAUUGAUCAACUUCUGGAGCAGAACGCAACAGAGGCACAGAUCGAGGAGGCUGUGAGGAAAGUGUGCAGCUUUCUGCCCGACUCUUUCCAGACCGAAUGCGACCAGAUGAUUGAACAGUAUGAACCAAUGCUGAUCCAGCUGCUUCUCCAGAUGCUCGACCCAGACUUUGUGUGCAUGAAAGUGGGAGCCUGUCCUGAAACUCUGCGCAGGCUGCUGGGAAUGGAGCAGUGCAGCUGGGGACCUGCAUUCUGGUGCAAGAACAUGGAGACAGCAACUCGGUGCAAUGCUGUGGCUCACUGCAAACGUCACGUGUGGGUAUAGAGGAAGAGGAAGCACAAACUGACCUUUAGGGAAUUAAAAAGAAAAAAAAAUACUGUAGUGCUGCUUCCCACUUUUAAUUUCUGUCCUAUUUUCUUUUUAAAUGGACUUAAAUGACUGCAGUUUAUGUGUAAAUUAACUUUGAUGUCAUGGUGGAAAGGGACUGGACUUUUUUUUUCUGGGUGGGGGGUGGGGUAGGGGAGGAGUGACGUGUAUCGCGGUCUGCAGCUCAGCCUUUUACUGCUUCACUGAGCAGAAGUCAAACUUCACGGUUGAGCUGUGUGCAGAUUUGCAUAAUUUGGGUUGUACCUACCUAUGUCGCUUGCUGGGUUUGGUGUAUGUAACCACAAAUUCAAGUUUUCAUAUGUUGUAUAAUGUUGACAGCUUCAGAUGGCUGUUCUAAUCAGACCCCUCCCACACGCCAAAUGUAUUUUGAGUCCUCCCCGCAGGAACUGAUUGCAAAUGAGAGAACGCUUCGUGUGCUAAGAAUGACUGCCUUUACUUUUAGCAGAAUGUCUGAUUCUUUAAACAAGUUGAUAUUUUGUAGUGAGAAAAUGUGUGUUCUUGUUUUAAGGAGCUGAUAUGGAGGUAAUUUGUCUUGAGAGUGUACCUCCCACUCACCUCCCAUUGUUUGCACUCUUCCUACUGUUUGUAAGUCACUGUUUCUAACUUCCAGAGAUCACCUCUUAUUUGAUUGUCUGCCUCAAACCCCAAGCCAACUGUCUGUUCUGUAAAUUUUUAACAAAUAAAGUGACUCCAAUCCA
This is a messenger RNA of Centropristis striata (black sea bass), 2543 nucleotides long. It is a transcript of the gene psap, whose product is annotated as prosaposin. The record is from RefSeq and is a predicted model, not a curated record. Gene Ontology annotation, biological process: sphingolipid metabolic process. NCBI's taxonomy places the organism in Eukaryota, Metazoa, Chordata, Actinopteri, Perciformes, Serranidae. Bases 112 to 1782 code for a protein of 556 amino acids. Gene Ontology annotation, cellular component: lysosome. The transcript has 14 exons.